AUGGGGGAGGUGUCAGUCGAGUUCAAAGACGGGUCCGGCUACCUAGUCUACAUGGACGUCUUCCAUCAGCUUCACUGUCUUAACUACCUGCGCAUGAAACUAGACCCGUGGAAGGCGAGCUACCCACAUAUUCCGUCUGACGACAACUUCCCCGAGGGAUACCAUGUCGCCCAUUGCAUUGACUCGAUCCGGCUGUCGCUUGAGUGCCACGCCGACCUGUCAGUGGUACCCCAGCGAUGGGCAGACGGGUGGAUGGAGCCGUGGCCCGUGGUGGAGAGCCAGCACACGUGUCGCAAUUACACAAAGAUCCAAGAAUGGGCCCACGCCCGCCACCCUCGCGUAGAUGUGGAAGAAAAUCUAUAUCAUCCGACGCUGGGUAAAGUUUAUGGGAACCGUUUGAACAAAUCUGCGCUGCCGGUCUAUUGGGAGAACCACGAUGAGAUCUAG
This is a messenger RNA of Colletotrichum navitas, 447 nucleotides long. RefSeq lists its product as uncharacterized. The transcript has 2 exons. Gene Ontology annotation, biological process: mycotoxin biosynthetic process. NCBI's taxonomy places the organism in Eukaryota, Fungi, Ascomycota, Sordariomycetes, Glomerellales, Glomerellaceae. The record is from RefSeq and is a predicted model, not a curated record. The coding region runs from base 1 to 447 and encodes 148 amino acids.